AAACAAUAUUGUUAACAUACAACUACAAAAAAGCAAACCGAUCAACCCUUUUUCUUUGAACUGAUUCCUUCUUGGUAGCCUAUAGACACACACAUACUAGUCUUUGAUCAUGGAAUUCAGAUCCAAGUCAUGCAGAGAUGAAAGGCUGCAGAUUGAAAGCUACUGUGGAGGCAAGGUGGCCCCAACAAGCAUGCAAGAUCUGAGGUGUUACAGUGCUAAUAAUGCUGCUUCUUCUGCUUAUGCACACCAGAUAGGUAGUAAGGAGGUGAAGGUGAAGAAAGGGAAAACCUCAGCUGCUAAACCAUCAAAAAGUUGGAGCUUCACUGACCCUGAGUUGCAGAGGAAGAAGAGAGUUGCUGGCUAUAAAAUAUAUGCUGCUGAGGGCAAGAUGAAAGGCUCUCUAAGAAAGAGUUUCAGGUGGAUCAAGAAUACAUACACUCAAGCUCUCUAUGGAUGGUGGUGAAUCAUAUCUUAUUCUCUUUUUCUAUAAUGAGAGUUACUUAUUUGUUUGUUUCUCAGUAAAUGUUUAAAUUAAAUCCUCCAUCAGCCAUAGUAGUCUAGUCUUGUUUGACUAGAGCAAGAUUGUCUCCAUGGAAUCUCUUAUAAAAAAUCCCUAAUCCUUUCUGAAGUUCGUUUCCUUUUUGUAUGAGAUUCCAUGGCUUAUGGGUGUGUAGUUUGGUUACUACUGCAGAGUUUCUUGAUCAGUUUAUUUGUAUUUUUAUUUUAAAUUUUAACUAUAAAUGUCAAAAAGAAAAUAAAUGAAUGCGUUAUGGGAGAAUCGCUCUGUUUCUGUUC
Glycine soja is the source of this 795-nucleotide messenger RNA. RefSeq lists its product as uncharacterized. The record is from RefSeq and is a predicted model, not a curated record. The coding region runs from base 110 to 463 and encodes 117 amino acids. Lineage: Eukaryota; Viridiplantae; Streptophyta; Magnoliopsida; Fabales; Fabaceae. The transcript has a single exon.